AUGAGUAGCAUUUCUGAGCUAAAGACGGAUGGUAUUGGAGGCCCGUUACAGGUUAGAAUACUACGUAAAUGGAGACACGACGUAAGGCGCUAUGAAACCUGGUAUCUAGCUGUCGACGGAUUUAGCUACAUCGAAUUUGUUCUCAACCUUUCGCACUGCUAUACCAUCUUGGAUUAUAGUUGCCCCAUGUUAGACAAGUAUCAGAAAUUCCUACAAAAUGACUUUUAUAUUGAUGUCGGCCUUAUGUCUGUGAUAGAACAGAUUCCGGACACACUGACAAUACCGAAAAACUGGUUUCACUUUGUCUCAAAGCCACAACUCAUAGACCUUGGAGACAUACCAUCUUAUUACCCAGGGGCUCUACGUCAUGGUUCAUCACAUGCUACCCAUGUCUAUGUCAACCCAGACAUACCAGAAACAACAUCGCUUAUAAACCUAUAUACAGGUCCCUUAAGACCAAUGCCACCACUAGCAGGCACACCGUCUACCCUAGGUGACAUGAGAAAGAAAACCAGAUCUGAACUGCUGGUAACAUUUCUUCAUUGGAUAAGACAUUUCUGGUGCACACAUCAAUCAAAGACAUUCUCUUCCAAAAUAGUUGGUACCAGACAACAUGCACAAUAUGCAAAGAUCCCAUUUUCAGAAGGGGCGAAAAUUGGUUUUGUAGCGCACAUGGACAUAUUGACAAACCAAACUACAUCCAUGUCGGAAACAUCGUGUCACAAACUACUCGGGUCAAAUCUUGACAAAUUCAUAUCUGACAACCCAAUGACGAAUGCAAACGUCCUGCCCGUAAACAUAACUAACGAGAGAGGAAAUACAAAAACAAUGUCCAUCCAAAUGAUUAGAGCUUCAACUUCAGAAAACAUACGAUUCAUAAUAAUUGACCAUGACCCACUAACAAGAAUGUCCGACACAUCAAUUCCAACGACACCAACUCCAACCAGAACGACAAGGGCACGACAAAACAAUACAUCACCGGGAUCAUCUACAGCCAAUCAAAAUGUUGCACAUCCUCUAUCUUAUGACCUUGCAGGAACAAACACCCAAAUGCAGACGCUCCUACAAGACGCCCCAGAUAAGCUACCGUACAAAGAGUCGACGAUCACCAACCAGGUUAUUACCGACAUCGAUAAAGACACCGUUCUCAUGCUUGACAUGUUCGAGAUGAUGCCGGAAAACAUCACAACAGUUGUGAAAAUAUGUAACAAGAUCAUCCAGGACCACCUAACAACAUGA
Lactuca saligna is the source of this 1239-nucleotide messenger RNA. The record is from the annotation of a GenBank genome assembly. Lineage: Eukaryota; Viridiplantae; Streptophyta; Magnoliopsida; Asterales; Asteraceae.